UUUAAUUAAAGAUGGUGGUAUUCCCGCUAGGAAAACUCCUUUAUCUGGGAAUGAAGCAAGUCACUAAACCUAUAGCAAACCAGCUUAAAUCAACUGCCAAGAGAAGCGAGUUCUUCCGCAGAUAUAUCUGUAUCCCUCCCGCUCAAGGACUACACAGAUUAGAAAUGUUUGUCAAAUUUAGACUAAUGGGUGCCAAGGGGUCUGUUGAAUUCAAGCCCCUCAGUCAAGAAAAAGCUGUAGAUUUAGGGGCCGAGAUGCUUGGAGAGUUUUUUAUAUACAUGACGGCAGCUAGCUAUAUAGUCUAUGAAUACUGGAAAGGAAUACAGAAAGAUAAGGAGAGAGACAGCACUCAGGAUGAGCAGGGGACGUCUCUCGAUUUAUUGGAAGAGAGAAUGAGAGCUAUAGAAAAUGAGUUGAAAAAAAUGUCUGAACAGUUAAAUGAAACAAAGAGAGAGGCGACGAGACAGACAGAGAAAAUAGAUCCUAAAAAGAAAUAA
Amphimedon queenslandica is the source of this 497-nucleotide messenger RNA. Its product is annotated as optic atrophy 3 protein homolog. The coding region runs from base 12 to 497 and encodes 161 amino acids. The transcript has 2 exons. Gene Ontology annotation, cellular component: mitochondrion. The record is from RefSeq and is a predicted model, not a curated record. Lineage: Eukaryota; Metazoa; Porifera; Demospongiae; Haplosclerida; Niphatidae. Gene Ontology annotation, biological process: regulation of lipid metabolic process.